Messenger RNA from Equus quagga, 2379 nucleotides. It is a transcript of the gene NUSAP1, whose product is annotated as nucleolar and spindle associated protein 1. The transcript has 12 exons. The coding region runs from base 82 to 1560 and encodes 492 amino acids. Gene Ontology annotation, cellular component: mitotic spindle; nucleolus; microtubule. The record is from RefSeq and is a predicted model, not a curated record. Gene Ontology annotation, biological process: mitotic chromosome condensation; mitotic cytokinesis; establishment of mitotic spindle localization. Gene Ontology annotation, molecular function: microtubule binding. NCBI's taxonomy places the organism in Eukaryota, Metazoa, Chordata, Mammalia, Perissodactyla, Equidae.
GCGAGGUCAACGUUUAUAGUGGCGCCAGAGAUUUGAACGGAGCGUCGAUUGUCUGCGUGGUCGCCUGGCUUACAGAACGCGAUGACCGUCCCCUCCCUGGAGGAGCUGGACUCCUUCAAGUACAGUGACCUGCAGAACUUGGCCAAGAGUCUGGGCCUCCGGGCUAACCUGAGGGCAAACAAGUUGUUAAAAGCCUUGAAAGCCCACCUUAGAAACGAAGCAAGAAAAGAAAAUGAGAAUCAAGCUACAGAAGGAGUCAGCACAGUCCAAAUACACGGCAAAGAGAUCAUUAAUGUUACCAAGGACACACAGAUGGGUAAGCUUCCAGACCCCCAGUCAUCACCUGGGGAGUGCACAGGCGUGGAUCACAUCAGACCUUCUGGAAGCCUUAUUCUCCCACUGCAGGAUAAAAAUCAAACUUCUACAUCCUCUUCUGAUGAAACCAAGAUGCAGAUUAGCAGCCAGGAACAAGCUGAAAAGGAGCCGGUUGGCCAUGUCACCAAAACGAGGAGAAGGCGCGGGACAGUCCAUCGGAACCCUGACUCCCAGCAGGAUCAUUCAGAGAUAAAAGUAAGUGGUCCCACUGAAUUGCAGAAUCCAGAUGAGCAGGAAAACCAGGCUGCUAGACCUGCUGCAGAAGUCCCCUCUCCACCCGACGAGAGCCAAGGAGAUAAGAAUGCAGCAUCCUCAGGAAGAAGUGCAGGAAAUGGUAAUAAAGAUUCAAAGGUAUCUUCAAACAGAAAGAAGUCUCUUUACAUAGAUGGAUUUUCCAAACCUGGAAAAAAUAAAAGAAUUGCAAGCACUACUCCAAACUUUAAGAAGCUUCAUGAGGCUCGUUUUAAGGAAAUGGAGUCGAUUGAUCAAUAUAUUGAGAGAAAAAAGAAACAUUUUGAAGAACACAAUUCAUUUAAUGAACUGAAGAAGCAGCUCAUCAGCAAGGGAGUGGUGGCAACUCCAGUUCCUCUCCAGGGAAGACGCUCUGUGGCUCAUACUCCUGCCAGCCAGCGGCGCUUGCAGGGCCGACCCCACAGUGCCGCAGGCCGGAGCACCCUGUGUGCCAAAGGGUCAGCCAAGCACUCUGCUCUCUCCGCCACUAAGAUGAACGUCAGGUUUUCAGCUGCUACGAAAGAUAAUGAGCAUAAACGUUCACUGACCAAGACUCCAGCCAGAAAGUCUCCACUUGUCACCAUACCUGGGAGUACCCCAAAAGGCCAGGCUGUGCUCGGGACACACAAGUUAAAGACCACAAGCAGGGAUUCUGCUGCUGUUAUUACCCCGUUCAAGUUGACAGCUGAGGCAGCACCGACUCCCGUCUCCCAGAAGAAACCUGUAUUUGAUCUCAAAGCAAGUUUGUCUCGUCCCCUCAACUAUGAGCCACACAAAGGAAAACUGAAACCAUGGGGACAAUCUAAAGAAAACAGAGUCAGCCUCUACAAGAGAACUUACAAACAACCUCAUCUCCAGACCAGGGAGGAGCAACGGAAGAAACAUGAGCAAGAACGAAAGGAGAAGAAAGCAAAGGUUUUGGGAGCUCGAAGGGGCCUCAUGGCUGAAAAUUAAUUAAUUUUUUAACAUUCUGUAAAUAUUCCUUUAUUCUGAAUCUUUUUCUUGUAAAUUUUUUAUACUGUCCUCUCCACUUUAGUCAAAAGACCUUCUGUUAACUUUGUUCUUAAUGUAUGUAGUGUCAGUGAGUUCUUCACAUGGUACAUCUCUGCAAAGACAUUAUUGCCUUAAAGCUCACAAACUCUUUGAACUCGUUUUUACCUAAGUCCCUGUACAACUCAGUUUUCUAAUGAGACCCAUCCUAUAGAUUCUUGAUGUAGGUUUUUGAUGCCAAGUUCUGUCUGCUGGCUUUAAUAUUAACAGAACUGUAAUCCUCUUCUAGGCAAAAACAUUUACCUGAUGGUAGCUAGUUAUACACAAGCUUUAGUAGAAACUGAACAGUAACAAAUUUGAAUAGGGUAAGCUGGGAAAGGCCACCUCUUCAUCCUCUGGAGUCUAGUCGUUCUCAUGAAACUGUGGGCCAUAUGGGUUGGUUAUGGCAUCACUAUUUUACCUAUGUGAAGUGUUUUGUUUAAGCUUAUUUGUACCUUUGUUCAGAUCACUUCAUGUAAUUGCCAUCUGUCACUCAAUAUAUUCUUAAAAACAAAAACUAUUAGCUCAUUCAUUCUAGCCUUGCUUAUUUAAAAAUAUACAGGGCCAUGAAUGAAAUUUGAGGAUUGCUGCUUUAAGGAUUACUGUGCUCUGCCAAACUUACAUCUUAUUCAACUUAUGGAAAAGACUAGAGUUGCUUAGCAUCAUAUGUAUGUCGGUUGCACCUCAGUGAAGCUUUGUACUGCUUAAGAUUUUCAUAAAUAAAAUUUCUUUCUCAUGGUGGUA